AUGGAUUCUGAGUACUCUGACUCUUAUGAUAUGUACUGGGGUACCCUUGGAACAGUACGACCCUUCUCCAAUUUCUACCCUGACAGAGAUGUGACGGAGAUCGUGACAGCACUGGAAAACAAAGACACAGUGACGCUACUGAGAAUACUAACCAAUAGGAACAACGCCCAGAGGCAAGUAAUUGCUCAGGUCUUUCAGGAGCUAACACAUAAGGAUAUAAUAACUGCUCUGAAGAAAGCUUUAUCUGGAGACCUGGAGCUUCUUUUGCUGGAACUGUUGAUGACCCCCGUGGAGUAUGAAGCUUACCGUCUCCAGGAGGCCAUGGCGGGUUUGGGCACAGAUGAAGAAACACUUGCGGAAAUUCUGAGCACAAGAUCUGGAAAGCAGCUGCAAAACAUCAGUGCUGCAUACAAAGAAAUGUAUAAGAAGGAUCUGGAAAAGGAAAUCGAAUCAGAAACCAGUAAUGACUUUGAGAAGCUUCUUAAAGCUUUGCUAAAUAAAGGAUGUGUCGCUGGUGUGGUUCAGACAGACAUUGAGACUCUCUCUGCAUCCCUAAAAGGGAAGAAAGCUGAGGCGGGACAAUGGAUUGAUAUAUUGACUUCUAGAGAUGUAGAACAUCUUGACAACGUGUUGAUGGGACUGGAGCUGGAGCUUGGGCAGACGGUGGAUCAGAUCAUAGAGAAAAGGUUUUCAGGAGACUUUCGCUUGGGUCUGAAAGUUUUGGUACAGUGCAUUCAAAACCGUGAUGCCUACCUUGCCACGAGACUUAAGACCAUGAAGAAAGAAAUAGUGCAGCGGAUUAUGGUGUCUCACAGUGAGGAAGAUCUGCUCUGUAUCCGAGCUGCUUUCAUUAAAUUAACAGGCACUUCCCUCUACACUGCACUGCAGAACCACUUUAAAGGAGACUAUCUAAAAGCACUGCUUGCUAUAUGUCGAUCUGAAGAUUAA
Molecule: messenger RNA, 948 nt
Organism: Pelmatolapia mariae (spotted tilapia)
Lineage: Eukaryota; Metazoa; Chordata; Actinopteri; Cichliformes; Cichlidae
Gene: anxa14
Product: annexin A14
Exons: 12
Coding region: 1-948 (315 amino acids)
Cellular component (GO): nucleus; cytoplasm; vesicle
Molecular function (GO): calcium ion binding; cadherin binding involved in cell-cell adhesion; phosphatidylserine binding
Source: RefSeq, a predicted model, not a curated record